This is a messenger RNA of Lagenorhynchus albirostris (white-beaked dolphin), 813 nucleotides long. RefSeq names its product protein FRG2-like. The record is from RefSeq and is a predicted model, not a curated record. The transcript is spliced from 4 exons. Bases 1 to 813 code for a protein of 270 amino acids. Lineage: Eukaryota; Metazoa; Chordata; Mammalia; Artiodactyla; Delphinidae.
AUGGAAUCGGGCACUGAAGACCUACACCCGCACAGCCCCUCUGUGGAACACCCCACUGACCAGCCUCCCGUCCAGCAGGACUCCAUGGAAGAAAGGGGCUCUGAUGUGGAGGACAAACUAUCCCAAGAAAAAGGCAAGACAUUCUCUUCCCAGGAGGACAGUCAUCUCAAUGCCUCUUUUUCUCCAGGGUCAGAGCCCGAGACAGAUGAGGAGAAUUCAAAGGAAAACGAGACACAGGACAGAAACAGCUGCACUACUCUGUCAGAUUCAGAACGCGGCUCCAGUCCGGAGAGCUCCAGGAAGAGGAAGCUCAAUUCCAGGGACGGCACCUGCGAGAGAACAGGGGCCUCUCCAGAUGAGCGCAGUGCGACUUUGGAAAAGAAGAAACACAAGGUCCUUGACUCUGGCCACAGCAGGAAGAGUGAAGAAAUCCGGGAUGCCCGCCCCAGGAGGUCCCAGAGGAGGCGCCCUGGGCACAGCAAGAGGCCCAGAUCCAGGUCCCCAGGAGACCAGCCGCCUCCACUUCGGAAAAGCCUCUUGACCGCCCUGCGCUCUAUGUCUGUGGCCAUUUAUCAGAACAUAGUUAAUGUGUACAAUCAGAAGGGCUAUUCCCCGCUGCUCUGGGAGCAGCUGGCCCAGCUGCGGGGGCCUCUGUGCACCGCGGUGCUGACCACGUACGCCAUGGCCAACCAGGCGGCCUAUGUCUUCCCUGCUGAGGGCUGGCUCGUCCCAACCCCACUGUCGGCUCCCUGGAGUCCAGCCAGGGAUGGAGGAGAAGGUCCGUGCUCCAAGGACAGUCUACCUCUUCCCUAG